Linnemannia hyalina is the source of this 1599-nucleotide messenger RNA. The record is from the annotation of a GenBank genome assembly. NCBI's taxonomy places the organism in Eukaryota, Fungi, Mortierellomycota, Mortierellomycetes, Mortierellales, Mortierellaceae.
AUGCACUUCAGCCACAUUCCCCUCGCGGUCAUGACAGACUCGUACAAGAUCACUCAUCCUUCCAUUUACCCAGCGGCUCAACGCAUGGUCGCCUACGGAGAGAUGCGUCAGGCCUAUGACAAGGACCCUAACGACAACCGUAUGGUCGCCUAUGGUAUCCGAUACAUAAUUGAGAACUAUGUGGUCAAGAAGUGGACCCUGGAAGAUGUUGAGCAAGCCAAGGUGUUCUUCAAGACUCACAAUGCUGGCUUCACACCCUUCCCCUUCCCUGAGGACCUCUUCAUGAAGAUCGUCAAUGAACACGAUGGGUACUUUCCCUUGAAGAUCGAGGCCCUUCCUGAGGGAACCGCCAUCCAUGCACAUGUCCCCGUCUAUCAGAUCACCGCCGAUGGCGAGAUGAGUCGUCUGGUCACCUACCUGGAGACACUCCUGACCAUGAUCUGGUACCCAAUGACCGUCGCUACGCUGUCGAGACGCGCUCGCGACUUGAUUCAGGAAGCCUACAACAAGAGUGUUGAUGCUGACGGUUUCUGGUCCCUCGAGAGCCGUCUCCACGACUUCGGUUUCCGUGGAUGCACCAGUGUCGAGCAGUCUGUCAUCGGAGGCACUGCUCACUUGCUCAACUUUACAGGAUCAGACACCAUGAGCGCUUCCUUCUAUGCGCAGUUCCAUCUCAAUGGCGGCGAGGCUGUUGGAAACUCUAUCCCUGCCAGCGAGCAUUCUGUCAUGACCGCCUUCCGUACUGAGAAAGAAGCUAUGGAGGCCAUGAUUGCCGAAUUUGGCCAGGGCGUCUUUGCCUGCGUCAUGGACUCAUACGACUAUCAAAAGGCCCUUGACACUGUUCUUCCUGAGGUCGCCAGCUUCAAGCUCGAGAAGGGAGGGUUCCUUGUCCUCCGCCCCGACAGCGGUGAUAUUGUCGAGUCCGUCCUUGCGGGUCUCCGUGCUGCCGAGAAGGUCUUCGGGGCUGAUGUGAACAAGAAAGGAUUCAAGAUCAUUCGCGGAUGCGGCGUUAUUCAAGGAGAUGGAGUCAGCUACAAGUCGUUGGGUCAGAUCCUUAAUGCUGUCAUUGCUGCCGGUUACUCUGCCCAGAAUUGCGCAUUUGGCAUGGGCGGUGGUCUUUUGCAGAAGCUGAACAGAGAUACCAUGUCCUUUGCGACAAAGCUCAGUCACAUCGUCUAUCUCGAUGGCACCAAGAGGGAUGUCAUGAAACACCCUAAGACAGAUUCGGACAAGAUCAGCUUGCCCGGUAUCCUGGAUGUCAUCAGGAACGAACAGGGCAUCCCGAUGGUGUACCCUCGUGCUGACAACUACGUCCCUCACAAGGACAACAUCCUGCAGGUGGUCUACGAUCAUGGAAAGGUGCCUCUAUCGGCCACAGGAUCCACAUUGCCCGUCUUUUCGACACCCAACCAUACUAACGGCAGUACUGUCAAUGAGUCAAAGAUCCUGUCGUCUCCUGGGUCGUUGCAUGCGUGGCCCAAGUUUGACGAGCUCAAGAAGCGUGUCCAGACUGAAUGGGAGGCUUUGCCCAAGGUGUUUGAUCCUGUCAGCCAGGAGCUUAGGAGCAAGAUUCAAUAUGUCACCACCGGACCCUUCUAA